This is a messenger RNA of Schistosoma spindalis, 3295 nucleotides long. Lineage: Eukaryota; Metazoa; Platyhelminthes; Trematoda; Strigeidida; Schistosomatidae. The record is from the annotation of a GenBank genome assembly.
CUUUGUAGUCUGAAAGCUAUAUGUUAAAUUGAAUAUUGACUACCAGCCUCUCGUUGUUAUUGGAGAUCCCCUAAACAAUCCCGCGAUAUAUUUAUGCCCUAACAAAUACUCCCACCCAUCACGCUAAUCUGCAUGCUCCACUUAAAAAACAAAUUACCUCCUGAAUAGACGCAAACUGCCACAACAGACAAGCACUUCAAACAUUUAGUUCCAUCAAUUAAAUACAGAUGUGCCCGGUUAAUGGCAUCAUCAAUGAGCCAGUAAUAGUGACAGUCAAAGUUUGUGAUGAGGCUAAAGGAGUUGAACAGGAUUUCAGAUGUGAGCUGGACGUCCUUAUGAUUGAGAUGCCGUACUUCAAAGACUUUUUGAUUAAGGAUGGUCAGUUUAUCAGCGAAGUUGAAAUACUUGUUCACUGUGACCUAAAAAUAUUCGAGUGGCUACUAGUUUAUGCUAGGAAGCACAUUGAUCCUGAAGCGUAUAAAGAAUGCAUUUUGUCAACUUCGAAUGUCCUUGCAUUAUUAGUUUCAUCGAACUUUCUUAAAAUGGAACAUCUGACUUCUGAAUGUUUAGAGUAUUUCUGCAAACAUGCUGGAGCUAUUAUAGCAAGCCCUUUCUCUUUAGAUUGUUUGGGCGAUAGCUUAGUUGAACGCAUCGCCCUCAGGUUGAACUUGGAGGAACUGGAUAAGAUCAAGGAUAAGAAAGACAAAAUAAAAAGCAAAAUCUUUUUCAAGAAAAUUGAACAUUUGUUUGAUCCUGAGUAUACUUCUCCAUACUGUCCUAACAAUGCAGCGUAUCUAUUUCGAUGUCAAAAAUGUGGUAAAGUACUGACGAGAAAUAUUUCAAUUAUUGUACCUUGUCUUCCAAAUCGCUUUAUAAUUAGUCGACGUGGCGAUAUGAUACCUGUUCAUGACCCUAUGGAACCAAGUGGGAACGAAUUGAUUUCAACAGAUGAACCAUCGCAUCAAUAUAUUGAGGCUAAUGGUUAUUCGAAAUAUUCACAUACACCUACAUCAUCAACUACAUCCCCGAAUUUACAUUGUCGAUCAGUAGUCAUAUCAAAUAUUAAUGAACAAACAACCACGCCAGUUAGUCAAAAACUAACACGUUUUUCAUGUACAGAACUUUUAAUUCAAUGGUUUAUGGAAUCAGGAAACUGGCGCGAUGUAUUUUGGAAACUGUGGGCUACAAUAAAUCUUCAAUUAUGCAAACGUUGUGGUCAACAAUUUCCUAUAGUUGAAUUAGGAGAUGGUUGUUACUAUCAUCCGAUGACUCCCGUACCUGUUCAAUCAAGUCAAUUAGUUAAUAAUACAGUUUUAAUGAAAAACGAACUGUCAACUAGUCUAGAUAACUGUCAAUUUGAUUAUGAAUAUGAUGAUAUUUCCAGUAAUAAUCGAUUCACAUCUACAUUUAAAAAACCAGAAAAUAUCGAAUUUCAUUGUAUAAAUGCUAAACCUCAUGAAUUAUUGUCAAAAAAUCAUUCACAAUCAAAUAUUACUAUUACUGGUUUAUCAAGACAUGACAAACCUGAUUUCAUCUAUCCAUGUUGUGGAUUUGGCUUAUCAAGAUUCAGUUUAUUCCCAACUCAAACUGGAUGUCACAGAAGUGAACAUAUUUUGAAUGAAGAUAGUUCAGAUCCUGUAACAAAGUUAUGCAUACAACAUCGUGAAAUGAUUAUGUCAUGGGCUACUAAACGAUCAUUCAAUCAAAAUAAUAACAAUAAUUUAUCUGGUUCUGUUAUUAAUGAUGGACAUUCAUACAAUUAUAAAAUUGACUUAAAUCAAAUUAUUUGUAAUAAAGAACUUGUUUACAAAGCUCCAGCAUUUACACUUUUAGCCUGUUUAGAUAAAGAACCUGAUAAAUAUAAUAAACCAGAAAUGUCGAAUUUUUUUAAAGCAACAAUUAAUAAUCAACCGGUAGAGCCAAUAUUUGAUACUAAAUAUGAAGAUCGACUAGUUCAGAUUAACCAAUCAAAUGAUAUUGACAAUAUAGUGAAUGGUUUAACACCAAUAAUUAAUUCGAAUGGAUUAUUAUCGUCAACACUUCAUGAACGUGUAUGGGACACAGGAAAAUGUAAUCGAAUUAAUCAAGAUAAUCAACGUCAAGAAGAUUUACGUCGAAUGCAAAAACUCACUGAAUUCUUAUGUGCACAACGUCAAAAAACAACCACAUGUUCAGAGAUAACAACUUCUAAAGAAUAUCAGGCUGGAAUUUACACACGUUUAGAUUCACAGUGGCGUUCACAAUCCAGCUUAACACCAUCGAAAUCAACAGUUAAUCCGAUUAUUCGAAAAUCUAAAUCUCAGAUCUCUUCACUUCCGUUUCGUUAAUUGAAUAUAUACAUAUAUUAAGCCAAUAAAUCAAUUUAUUAAUUGAGAUCAUGAACCGAUUGAUGUUAGACCACCACUGAAAACUUGGAAGCACUGGAAGACCGUUCCAUGCUAUUGUGAGACUCAGCAGUACACACCCAUGAUCCCGCCCGCCGGACUCGAACCCAGGGCCUUCAGUCUCGCGCUCGAACGCUUAACCUACUGGACUACUGAGCCGGCAUUCAAUGGUGUUAACGUCUAAUCUCAACCAAUCCACGAAGUUGCGUAACCAUCUUCCAUUGUACUGAGGUAGAUAUCUGUCUCUACUGGACACGGAUUAUCUCCACUGGUCCUGGCUUCUCACUAAAACUCUGAGAAUCCUCUGACAAAACUCGUCAUUAGUGAGCACAUGGUAAAUUUCAAGAUAAUAAAAGACUGAAAUUUCUCUCAAUCAUGAACCUAUUCUCAUUUGAAUAUACUUUUACUAUAAUAUAAAAGAAUUUUAGUUUAAUCGGAUGUUUUAUUCUUUUCACAGUUAGAUAGUUUCAUUAACACAAGCACUGAAAAAAUUAUUCAAAAUAACAAUAAAAUCCCUAUAAAUAAAUCCCCUAUCUCCGGGGAUAUAAUACCAUCUAAAUUAUUUGAUUGUAGUUUUAAUAAAAAUUUAUGAUAAUAUGAAUUUUUUACCUUUCAUGAUCAUGUUACACACUUUUAUUUUUUUUGUUUUUAAAAAUCAAUAAACAGAAUUACUAAAAACACCCUUGAGAUUUCAAAAAAAAUUUUUCUUAUAAAAAGUAACUAUGACAAAUUUAAUUAAUCAUUUCACUUAUACUUUUUUUUGUUGUUGUUGCUAUACUAUCAAAUCUUUAUUGAAUGUCAUAUGGUGUUUUGUCUUUUUCUUACAGAAAUAAAUUUUUUUUAAAAAAAAGUGUUUAAAUGGCUAAUAUUGUUAACUAAUAUAAUACAUUUAUUGAUAUAUAAUUCCUUAA